Aspergillus terreus NIH2624 is the source of this 1623-nucleotide messenger RNA. Its product is annotated as sugar porter family MFS transporter. Gene Ontology annotation, biological process: transmembrane transport; carbohydrate transport. The transcript has 4 exons. Gene Ontology annotation, cellular component: membrane. NCBI's taxonomy places the organism in Eukaryota, Fungi, Ascomycota, Eurotiomycetes, Eurotiales, Aspergillaceae. The record is from RefSeq and is a predicted model, not a curated record. The coding region runs from base 1 to 1623 and encodes 540 amino acids. Gene Ontology annotation, molecular function: carbohydrate:proton symporter activity.
AUGGCGGUGGGGAAUAUCUAUGUGAUUGCGGCCGUGUCCGUCAUUGGCGGUGCCCUCUUUGGCUUUGACAUUUCCUCCAUGUCGGCCAUUUUGGGCACACAGUCCUACCGAUGUUACUUCAAUCAAGGCCCCGAGGGUCCUCCUUUCAAUGACAAUCCACGCUGCACAGGUCUGAGCGCCCUGAACCAAGGCGGUGUCACCGCAGCUAUGUCCGGUGGUUCCUGGCUAGGAGCCUUGGUGUCCGGUUUCAUCUCUGAUAUCAUGGGUCGAAAGUAUGCCAUCAUGACAGGAUGUGUGAUCUGGGUCAUCGGCUGCGUGAUCAUGUGUGCCAGUCAAAACAUCGCCAUGUUGGUGGUUUCUCGUGUUAUCAACGGCCUUGCCGUUGGUAUUGAGUCUGCUCAGGUUCCAGUCUACAUUGCCGAGAUUGCUCCCCCUUCGAAGCGUGGUCGUCUAGUUGGGUCACAGCAGUGGGCCAUUACUUGGGGCAUCUUGAUCAUGUACUACAUCUCAUUCGGAUGCUCCUAUAUUGGCGGCAAGGAUGCUUAUACGUAUAACCCCGCCUCGUGGCGCGUCCCUUGGGGCCUCCAGAUGUUUCCUGGGGUUCUGCUAUUUUUUGGGAUGAUAUUCUUGCCAGAAUCCCCUCGCUGGCUUGCUCGGAAGGACCGUUGGGAAGAAGCCCAGGCGGUGCUGGCCCUCGUGCACAGCAAAGGAGACGCAAAUAGUCCCUUGGUCCAGAUGGAGAUAGCCGAGAUCCGAGAAAUGUGCGAGUUUGAGAGACAGAACAAGGACGUGACCUACCUGGAGCUGUUGAAGCCCAAGAUGAUCAACCGCACUAUUAUCGGCAUGUUCACCCAGAUUUGGUCCCAACUCACCGGCAUGAACAUCAUGAUGUAUUAUAUUACCUAUGUGUUCCAGAUGGCCGGCUAUUCUGGUGACGCCAACCUGAUCGCGUCCUCCAUCCAGUAUAUCAUCAACGUCGUUCUGACCAUCCCAGCUCUGAUCUGGGUGGAUCGCUGGGGUCGGCGUCCGACUCUGCUGAUUGGAGCCGCCCUCAUGAUGACUUGGAUGUAUGCCAACGCCGGCAUCAUGGCGACACAUGGCGAAGUGGUGCCUGGCGGCAUCGAUGGCGUGCCUCAGCAAUCUAUGCGGCUGACUGGACGGGCCGCACACGGCGUGAUCGCAUGCACAUAUCUAUUCGUCGCCUCGUACGCACCGACCUGGGGUCCCGUAUCGUGGAUCUAUCCCCCCGAGCUCUACCCGCUGCGAGUGCGCGGAAAGGCCGUCGCGCUCGCAACGUCGGCAAACUGGGCCUUCAACACGGCGCUAGGUCUUUUCGUGCCCCCGGCGUUUGCUAACAUAAAAUGGCAAACGUACAUUAUCUUCGGGGUGUUUUGUACCGCCAUGUUCAUCCAUGUCUUCUUCAUGUUCCCCGAGACGGCGGGCAAAACGUUAGAAGAGACCGAGCAGAUGUUUGAGGACCCCGAUGGAAUUCCGUACAUUGGAACGCCUGCCUGGAAAACCCGCAAGCAGACUCAUGCUGUGCGGGCAUUGGAGCAAGGAGAUGUGGAGGCCAUCGCUGAGAAGAAACGGGAUGUCGUUCAUAAGACAGAUUCAGCUGCUUAG